GCGAAUUUACACUGCAGCAAGCAUACUAGUUUAAUACAACAACGGCAAGAACAGGGAACUCAAGCCCCCGCCAGUCUUGUUCCAGGAAGAGGGCGACAGCGGGAGUGACUAUGGCAGCUAUAAAAGGUUGGGAAAAGUCAUAGCUCGUACUGUUCCAGCUGGAAACAUGCUAUUUCCUGACCUGUUCCAAACCAACAACCUCCUUUUCUAUGAAAGAUUUGAGGCUUACAAAGACUAUGUGCUUGGUGACUGUAAACCCUCUGAGGUGAAAGAAUUCAUAGCAGAAUACUUGGAAAAGGCCAUUGAACCAUCUGGCUGGAAGGCAAUUUGGCACACUGACGUAUUUGAUGUUCUUGUAGAGGUAACAGAUGUAGAAUUCUCCAGCCUUAAUGCCAUUGUGCAGCUGUGUGAGCCUUUCCUGUGUGAGUCCCGUGUCAGUAGCAUCACCCAUGAAAGUAUAAACGACUUGCUGGAAGUGAAAGAUCAGAGGGUACCUUUGCAGGAGCUCCGUGUUGUUUUUGAUGAAUCUGGGUUAUAUGACCAGACGGCACUAGCUAUUGAGCAUGUCAGAUUUUUCUACCAGCAGAUCUGGCAGCCCUGGGACGAGGAAGAGGAAGAUUAUUUUGAUUACUUUGUUAGAUGCGUGGAGCCUCGUUUACGCCUGCAUUAUGACAUCCUUGAAGACCGUAUACCAUCAGGCCUUGUGGCAGAGUACCGCAGCCUUCUGUUGCAGUGCGAAGAAGUUUAUAUGCAAUUCACCAACCUCCGAAACAAUUUAUCCAAUAAAGACUCUGAUUCGGAAUCUGAGCUUGACAAUGUGUCCAUGGUUGAGGGGAUGAAGAUGGAUGAUGAAAUGGAAAAUCUGAAAAGGAAGCUGAAAUUAAUUGAAAACCCACUUCUGAGAUAUCUUUUUUGUUACCAGAGAAAUUCUGGAUCGUACAAUGUACAAGCCAAAGGGCCCAGACCCACUGGUGGGAAGGUAAUUCAUGUUGUAUCCACAAGUAUGUCCAUCACCACACUGCAGUGUCUAACAAGGGAAAGACUUCAGCCAGAGUCUGGGAACAAAGAUUUGGAAAUUCAGUUCCAUAGAGAUCCUCUGGAGGCAGUGAACGCGUGCUAUGAGGGAGAUCUUGUCAUAAUCUGUCCUGGCCUUUACACUAUAUAUGGUUUGAUCAACAUUAUGGACUCAAUAGAGAUAGAAGGAUAUGGCCUCCCAGAUGAUGUUGUCAUAGAAAAAAGGGGCAAAGGGGAUAGUUUUGUGGACUGCAAUGGGGCUCAUAUCAAAAUCUCCAAUGUAAAGUUUGUACAGCAUGAGGCAGUGGAAGGCAUUAUCACUAUCCAUAGUGGAAAGACAGAGCUGGACAACUGCGUGUUGCAGUGUGAAACUACUGGAAUCACUGUGAAGAAGUCUGCAGAGUUAUUGAUGAAGUACAGUGAUUUAUAUGGAGCGAAGGGUGCUGGAAUGGAAAUCUACCCUGGCAGUAAGUGCACCUUAAUCGGAAAUGGCAUACACCACUGCAGAGAUGGCAUUCUUAUUAAGGACUUUAUUGAUGUCGUUUAUGAGAUCCCUAAAAUAAUCAUGGAGAAUAAUGUCAUACAUAAUAACGAAGGCUAUGCAGUUGUCUUGGUAAAACCAUCUCCAGACUUUGAGAAGAACUCGCAUAAUGAGGAACUAAAAGGUGAACUUCUUGAUACCAACAUGAUAGAGGAAGAAGCUAAUUCUAAUAUAUUGCAACCAAACCUAAAUGAAGCUAUAGGUGUAGAAGACAAGGCAAUUGGGCAGUCUGAUCUUUUAGAAGAAGAUAAAAGUAAUCCGACCUUUGCUAAAGUGGAGGUUGAAUGUGAAUAUGCAGUUGACUGUGAAGAAUCUGAAGGGAAUCAGGUCAUCGCUACUGAACUGGUUGCUAACACAAGAAGAAAAACCCAGCUACACAAGAAGAGGCUGAGCACAUUGGGAAUUGUAACAGCAGAUGAUAACAACCUAACGUCCCAAGAGAUAUUUGUUUCCAUAGUUGGGAACCAGUUUAAAAGAAAUGGCAAAGGAAGCUUUGGAACGUUCCUCUUCUGAUAUCCCAAAAAACUUGCACUUCUGCAUUGCUGAUGCUUUCUUGAACAACUGGGACAUCAAUUUAAUUUUGUCUUUUGCUUGGCUGUAUGUCAAAAGGCAUUGACUUAAUUCACUUUAAUGCCAUAAAUUGCACAUGUACAUAAAAAGUAGUUCCAGAGAUUCGCUUGUAAAUUUGUGAGGUUGUGUAUUUAACUUCAUUAUUGCCAACGUCUGUAAACUUUUCACAACCAAUACACUAUUGCCAACAUCUGUAAACUUUUCACAACCAAUACACAAUAAAGGGAUUACACUUUCAGCCAAACAUAUAUCUUCAUUUAAUAUAAUAGAGACUUUUAGUAUGAGAAUUAGCUCCACUGCUUUUUUUUCAUCUUUGUUUUUUUUUUUUACUCCUGGAUUUUAGCCAUUUUUAAAUGUCAGUCUUUUAUUGUGCCCUUUUCAGAGCAUCCGAACUGUUUGGAAGACCAGGCAGAAGCUGAGCAGCUUUUUAUCUGACUAUGCAGGCAUAACCGUUCAUGACUAUGGGUGGUUACAUGGAUUUUUUGAUUAGUGGCUCAAAUAUUUUUUACAUUUAUUUUUAUUGUAAUACAGGCUUUUUAAACUAAAACAUUUGUCUAAUAAAACAUCACUGUGUAAGUACUGGACCUUAAGGGUUGUUUCAGUCUCUUUAAGUGCUUUGUUUUUAAGUAUUGCCAGAAUAUGACUCUGAAACAACCCCAUGUGACCAGUGAGUUUUUCUGCUCUCACUUUUCUCAUAGCAUGCGCAUAAACAUUAAUAUGUGUAAAUUAAGGUUUGCACAUCCCUAUAAAGGUAAACUGCAACUUGCAAAUCCUUUUUCACAAAGCUUUUUUUAAUUAAAUAUAUAAUUAUUUAAUUAAAGCUUUAAACAUCUUAAGUUAAAAUGUACACAAAACCUUUGCUUAGUAGAAAUGUGUAUUUGUAGGCUUGUCAUAUGUUUCCAUUGAUGUAUAGCUGUAAUUCAAAUUUGCUCUAUCCUAAAUUUUAAAGCAAAAUGAUUAACACAUAUAUUUACUAUUUCUUCCUUAUGGUUGACCUGUGUCAGUGCAAAGAUGGGCAUGGUUCAUCUACUGAUCAUUACUGACUGGAGAACUGUUUCCCUGUCUGUGCAUUCAUUCUCUAACUGAUGUUCCAUAUCCUGCCAACAAGCCAUGAACAGUGGAAAAAUAAAAUGUAUUAUUUAUAGUUU
Xenopus tropicalis (tropical clawed frog) is the source of this 3273-nucleotide messenger RNA. It is a transcript of the gene shcbp1, whose product is annotated as SHC SH2-domain binding protein 1. Lineage: Eukaryota; Metazoa; Chordata; Amphibia; Anura; Pipidae. The transcript is spliced from 13 exons. The coding region runs from base 167 to 2068 and encodes 633 amino acids. Gene Ontology annotation, cellular component: spindle; midbody. The record is from RefSeq and is a predicted model, not a curated record.